Leptosomus discolor (cuckoo roller) is the source of this 2154-nucleotide messenger RNA. RefSeq names its product p21 (RAC1) activated kinase 1 (gene PAK1). NCBI's taxonomy places the organism in Eukaryota, Metazoa, Chordata, Aves, Leptosomiformes, Leptosomidae. Gene Ontology annotation, biological process: protein phosphorylation. The record is from RefSeq and is a predicted model, not a curated record. Gene Ontology annotation, molecular function: ATP binding; protein serine/threonine kinase activity.
GAGAUUUUGCAGCUCUCCUGCCCAGAAGCAGCACCUGCUGCAGUGAUGUCCAUGUCCUCCUGCAAAACACGGGCUGGGGGGAUCCCCACCCGGCAGUUCUUGCAUUUAGCCCGAACAGUUGGGGUUGAAUUAAAGGCUUUUUUUUUUUUUAAAAAAGGACCCUCCAGUCUCUUGGCUUUCAAAAUUGCAAGCCGUGGAGUCCUUCAGCAUUCCUGUUGAGUUGUAACUGGUCAGUCAUCCUUUGUGUCUAGCGCUAUGGAAAUAACGCUGGCAGUGGAGCAAGACGGCAACCAGGAGUUGGCCAUCUGCCACGAGAGUGUGUCUCCCUCCCCCCUCCUCACACCCACCCACUCUGGCUGUACAGUGGCCGCAUUCUCUUCUAAAACUGUGCUUAUUUGUAGUGAUUAUUGUUUCAUUUGUAGUGAUUAUUGUUUCAUUUCAUUUAGCAAUUUCAUCUGCAUCUCUGGGCGUUGGCAGCACCUGCAGGGUGCCCAACAGUAACGGCCUCCCCAGCUGAAGAUGUCGAACAAUGGAGUUGAAGCAGAAGACAAACCGCCUGCUCCUCCAAUGAGAAAUACUAGCACUAUGAUUGGAUCGGGAAGCAAAGAUGCUGGGACUUUAAACCAUGGCUCAAAACCUUUGCCUCCAAACCCAGAAGAAAAGAAAAGGAAGGACCGAUUUUACCGAGCUAUUUUACCAGGAGAUAAAACCAAUAAAAAGAAAGAGAAAGAGCGGCCGGAGAUCUCCCUUCCUUCAGACUUUGAACACACGAUUCAUGUGGGGUUUGAUGCAGUCACGGGAGAAUUCACAGGAAUGCCGGAGCAAUGGGCCCGUUUACUGCAGACUUCCAACAUCACCAAGUCGGAGCAGAAGAAGAACCCCCAGGCAGUGCUGGACGUGUUGGAGUUUUACAACUCCAAGAAGAUCUCCAACAGCCAGAAGUACAUGAGUUUCACAGAUAAAUCAACAGAGGAUUACAAUUCAUCAAAUACGUUGAACGUGAAGGCUGUCUCCGAGACCCCUGCAGUGCCCUCCGUGUCUGAAGAUGAAGAUGACGAAGAUGAUGCAGCUCCACCCCCCGUGAUAGCGCCGCGACCUGAACACACAAAAUCUAUAUACACCCGCUCUGUGAUAGACCCCCUUCCUCCUCCUACCAGAGAUGUGGCAACCUCUCCUAUUUCUUCUCCCUCGGAAAACAGCACAACAGCGUCUGACAUGCUGAUCAGGAACACGGAGAAACAAAAGAAAAAGCCAAAAAUGUCAGACGAAGAGAUCUUGGAAAAAUUAAGAAGUAUUGUGAGUGUGGGCGAUCCAAAAAAGAAGUACACGUGUUUUGAGAAGAUUGGACAAGGAGCUUCUGGUACAGUUUACACGGCAAUGGAUGUAGCUACAGGACAGGAGGUUGCAAUCAAACAGAUGAAUUUGCAGCAGCAGCCCAAAAAAGAACUGAUUAUUAAUGAAAUCCUUGUGAUGAGGGAAAACAAAAACCCCAACAUUGUCAACUACCUGGACAGUUACCUUGUAGGAGAAGAGCUCUGGGUGGUCAUGGAGUACCUGGCAGGAGGCUCCCUAACAGACGUUGUGACCGAGACCUGCAUGGACGAAGGACAAAUCGCAGCUGUGUGCCGAGAGUGUCUCCAAGCUCUGGAAUUCCUCCAUUCAAACCAAGUUAUUCACAGAGACAUCAAGAGUGACAACAUCCUGCUGGGAAUGGAUGGCUCUGUCAAACUAACUGACUUCGGCUUCUGUGCCCAGAUCACUCCUGAGCAGAGCAAACGCAGCACCAUGGUGGGGACCCCGUACUGGAUGGCACCUGAAGUGGUGACGCGGAAGGCGUACGGGCCCAAAGUGGACAUCUGGUCGCUGGGGAUAAUGGCCAUCGAGAUGAUCGAAGGAGAGCCCCCCUACCUCAAUGAGAACCCCCUGAGAGCCCUGUAUCUCAUUGCCACUAACGGGACUCCAGAACUGCAGAAUCCAGAAAAGCUUUCACCCAUAUUCCGAGACUUCUUAAAUCGCUGUCUUGAAAUGGAUGUGGAAAAGAGAGGUUCUGCGAAAGAGCUGCUACAGCACCAGUUCCUCAAAAUUGCAAAGCCUCUAUCUAGUCUCACUCCUCUGAUUAUUGCAGCUAAAGAGGCAGCCAAGAACAACCAUUAA